CUCGCUCGGAGGACGGAGUGCUCACGUCAUUUGCACGCCUCCCUCGCCCCGCGCCCGCGCUUACCCCGCUCCCGCUUCGCGCUCAUUCGCCGUGUCAUUCAACGAAUGAUUCAGUGAUAAACCCGCCUUGACGUAGUUCUACUGUCAGAAAUGCCGCGAGUUUGACUUCCCACCGGGAAUCAAGAGCAGCCUUCAUGCAUCUUUGUUUACGUCCAACGUACCACAAAUGUCAUCCGUCACCGCACGAGCAGCGGCGGUUUUAUCACAUUUUAGAAAAUGACUGAAGGUCUCCUAAAGAAGUAUGACAAGCCGAUGUGCGUGCGCGUGUGGUUGGAGGUUGGGCACGCGUGUGCACCGUGCCGCUCACCGCUAGGGCGUGCUCUUGCGCUGGACUGGCGCGUGUGGGUACGCGCUGCACGGGGCGGGGACCUAAGCGCCUUCGUUCAAAAGGUUGUAUUCUAUCUACACCCCGCCAGCGCCUUCGUUUACCCCAAGAGAGUACUUCACGAGCCUCCAUACGAGAUACAAGAGUCUGGAUGCGCUUCCAUAGAAAUACCAAUACACUUGUACCUGAAAUGUACCAACAAGCCAAAGAAAAUCCGUCUCCGGUACAGUCUACAUAUAGAGAACAACAGCAUGACAAAUACAGAGUCCAAAUAUGUCUACUACGACUUUGAAAACCCUUCGGAACAACUUUGCACAGCUUUGAUGAAGGGAGGAGGCGAGAUCAUUGCAAGAAAAGGCUGCACCAGCAGACGCGGCGAUGAUCUAUUCGUCCUAUACUCAGAUGACGACAAAUCUAAGAACGGAAAGAGAAAAUACGAAUUUGUCGAACCCAUACGUAACAACGGAAAGAGAGAAACAAAAAUGUGUAUAUUAGAAGAGAUUUGCUCAAAAUGUGGCGAUUCCGACUUCAAGAAACAACUUCGAUCGGUUUCUAUGACUGACGAUGAAAUAAAUCGUGUUUCGCAGUUGUAUUUAGCUUACAGCACUUACGAGAAAUCAGUUGACGCGUUGACUUUGCCUCCGAUAUCCGAUCCGGUCUACAGUUUGCCAGAGUUACCCGCACGCUUGAAAGUGGCGCUAGCGAACGUCAAAGAUUAUGCAAUACAAUGACAGGUGCCUUUUACUGAUAUUUAAUCUGUGCCAUGCAAGACUAGUUGU
This is a messenger RNA of Papilio machaon (common yellow swallowtail), 1164 nucleotides long. RefSeq names its product protein ENL. Gene Ontology annotation, biological process: regulation of DNA-templated transcription. The record is from RefSeq and is a predicted model, not a curated record. Lineage: Eukaryota; Metazoa; Arthropoda; Insecta; Lepidoptera; Papilionidae. The transcript is spliced from 4 exons. The coding region runs from base 277 to 1116 and encodes 279 amino acids. Gene Ontology annotation, cellular component: super elongation complex.